AUGGGGAUACGAAGCCGACUCGCAGUACUUUUCUCGGUUGUGCUAUCUCUAUGUACCUCUUUUGGCCAGGUAGGAAACUUUUGACCGGUUUGUCAGUCAUGGGUUGUAUUACUGAUCAGUCCGAUAAUACAGGACUAGUGAAGGCCCAGUGCAAUAAUCUAAUUACUUUUGUUUAAACUAAAUGUAUUUCGGUGUUUACCAGCAUUUUUUUUUUACUUGAGCUUGAUAAUAAUCUGUACAAAACAGUUAAUCUGAUAAUACUUGUUUGAUAUGUUUUCCAGUCUCUUGAAAUACUUUGCAAAUGCAACUUAUUUCUAUGUGAACUGAAAUUGUCUAUUUAUUCAUUUUCAAUUUCAGAAGAUGCUCUUAACCAGAGCAACUUACAGUAGUGAGUGCAUACAUUUUCAUACUGGUCCCCUGUGUAAAUCUAACCCACAACCCUAGCAUUGCAAGCACCAUGCUCUACCAACUGAGCCACAUCAUCACAAACCACUUGAUGUCUCACUGUACUCAAUUACUGUAUUGUGCAUUGGUUUUCUUCAUGGUGAUGGAAAGUUUAAAGGUACAAACCUAGAUGACCAGCCUAUGUACAAUACAGUAAUUUACAUUGUUGUUUGUAAGGAUGGUGAUUUAAUACUGCACAAAAAGUGGUUGUUUUCUAUGUUAUUUGAUCAAGAAAAAUAUUUAAUUUGAUGUGGAUGUUUUGUGUCUUUGCCCAUAACUUUGCACCUUUUGAUGUAAAUGUUUGAGGACAGGGUUUUGUUCUUUCUGGAUUCCAUUAUAAUGACAAUCGCAGAGAAAGGGACAGGGCAACAACUCUUACAAUUCCAACUAUUGAAUCCUGCAAGUUACUCUUCUUAAUUAUACUAGUACCUUUUUUGGGAAAGCAGAGAUGGUCCAAAAUAUUUUUGCCUGCACUACAGAUGUAUAUCUGUCCGCUGAUACUAGUAAAGGCCCAGUGCACUACUUUUUGUGAAUACAUUUUUUUUGGUAUUAAUAUUUGUAUCAGUAUUCUGAUUUCUCAUAGGGUGCUGUAGCACCCUCAGCAUCCCUACUUCUCGUGGCUAUGCUGUAUAGGCUCAAGUGUGAAGUCUCCUAUACAGUCUGCAGAAUUCUACACAGCUUUGCAAGAUGUAGGCAACCUAUUUUGUAUACUGCAAGAGGGAUAGCAGUAUAAUUAUUUUGGGUGCGAUAAAGUUAUGGUGCAAUAGCUGUUAUCUCUGUAACCAACACUGCAAUAGACUUGUGCUGCUAGUUUGCACUGACAGGCUGUUGCAAAGCUAAGUGACCAAAACAAUCCAACAUAACCUCUUGCACCUCUACAUUUAGUAAUCCGUCCUGUGUUUUCAGAGUAUAAUAUAAAUAAGAGCGUCUGCUAAAUGACGUAAAUAUAAUAGCAGAUAAGUUAACUUGCUGAAUUGGUGGCAUACAGUAUGUGAACAAGAGUAACACUUGUUCUGAAGGAUCAUGUCACUUGACAUUACAGUUAAUGAUUAGUGAACUUAGAUGGCACAGAGAAUUAUUUUACUGACACACCCUGUUGAUCUUGUUCUGUCACUGUCACAUGCUGUCUUUUUUAUAAUGGCCUCUCUCAGCAGUUCUUGUUGGCUAAAAUCCAAGCUUCUUCCAAGAGGGAACUUGGAGGUUCGCUUUCUGCUCACUCAGUUUCACCUGGCCUAACCUGGCUAGUGGCUACUUCUGCCAAGCAAUGAGCCAAAUUAAGUCUCUCUUUCUCUCUCCCAGAUUGACCCCCUGGUCUAUGAUGAGCAGUUGCUGUGGGUGAGUGGCGGGGCGGGGCAGGUGAGCACUUACCGGAUCCCCCUGCUCUCCUUCACCACCAAGGGCAGUCUGCUGGCCUUCUCUGAGGCCCGGAAGAAGUCCGCCAGCGACGUGGGGGCCAAGUUCCUUGCCAUGCGACGCUCCACAGACAGAGGUAGGCAGGGCGAGCAGACAGACAGACAUUGUAAUGCAGGGAUGGGCAACGUUGAUGGGGUUGGCAGCCCACCCAAAAAUGUAACUCAUCGUGAGGGGCCACAGUGGCUCCCAGGUCUGCGUACCCACAUCCAUUCUCACACAUGUAGUCAGCUAACCUUUUGACAGCAAUUUUUUUUUUGCCAUGGGGCGUAGAGAAAAUGUUGCAGUUUUAAAGCAAGUUUGCUGCAAUUCUACACAUUUUACCAUGGAGCGGAGAGAAAAAUGUGCAGUUUUACAGCUAAUUUCAUGCAACUGUACACAUUUUGCCAUGGGGAGGGGACAAAUGUUUGCAGUUUUUAAUAUGCUAUCUGAUGAUCAAUGGGGCCCCACCCUCGGUCGGUAAUUCUACCAUGAUUACUAGAAGUUUAGAUAGCUGGCUGCUAGACUAAUUUACCAAUCUAAAAAUUUUUAGCUGACAUGGGCUAAUUGAGUGACUGAGAUAACAAGAGAAAAACAACCACAUUUGGAAAUUGCAGGUUGUGUAUUCUACUAUUCUAACUCUCAACAGUAAGUUGAGACCCCAACUGGGGGGGGGGGGGGGGGGGGGGGGGGGGGGGGGCACUUUUUAUACAAAGAAAUUGGCAUCGAUGGGUUAGCUGACAAUGUCACAAACUAUGCACACGCUUCAAUGGGGUACGUCUUGUUUUGAGGUGUUUUUACCGAUUUUCAUGUCAAUGCUAAUAUGGCUAAAAUCCGCUAGCUAGCUAAGCAACAACUAUAACGAUGCAUUUGAGACAAUAAGUGCUCAUUGUGCAAAUGUAUUUAUGUUUUCAAAAAACAUUGGAGACGAAAUAUUGUUUACAUGUUGUCAACAAUCUAUGCCAACCCGCCCUGUUUUGCCCAAUAGUUGCUCACGUUGAAAAACGGGGAGCGGUUUGGUUGUGGUUGAAAAUGCACCGUUGCCCUUACUCUUUUGAUAAUGCUUACAAAUUGGAUCAUAACUCGAAAAGUAGCAGAGAUCCCACUCUGUAAAUUUGAUAUGCCUGUAGAGUAUAUUAUGUUCAACAAUAUAUUGAACAUUUUGCAUUACAUUACAUUUACAUUACAUUUACAUUUCAGUCAUUUAGCAUUUUGCCAAAUCAAACAAUCUAUAUUUUUCAAUAUUCAUAAAUUAAUGUACAAAAAAAACGUUUAAAAAUCAAAAUAUAUUACAGAGCGAGCGGUAAAGCUUCAUAUGACACCACUGUUUGCUUUGUAGCACCUACAGAAGAAACACUAUGGAGUCUUAAAGGAGGCCUGGGUAAGGUCAAAAUGACAUAAAUAUGCCAACUUUGAUUCAUUAUUUAUCAAUUAUGCUUUUAGAUACACAUGUCAAAUAUGUCAACAAUCCUUCCUCAAAAGGACUAUUCUAUGGAUUACAAUUCGUGAAAAUCCCCAAAAUCAUGUUUUGUUUUUUUUGUCUGGGUUUUGUGAGGAAUCACUCAAGGAAAUUCCAGAGGAACAAAAAGGAGAGCAGUAGCAGAUAAAAUAAAUCAAAAAUCAAUCUUGUUUAUCAAGUUGCAACAGGAAGACACCUCCAGCACAGCAGAGAAAAUGUCUAACUGGCCUUCUCUGAUCAGGCUCUUCUAUCUUAAAGGCCCAGUGCAGUCAAAAACGUGAUUUUCCUGUGUUUUAUAUAUAUUUCCACACUGAUGUUGGAAUAAUAUUGUGAAAAUUAUGAUAAUGCCCUUUCAGUGUAAGAGCUGUUUUGAUAUUGAGAUAAAAAGGGCUACAUUGGACCUUUAAUCAGAAAGCUGCAAAUGUUCUCUUAAAGGUCCAGUGCAGCUGUUUUUAUUUCUGGGUAACAAUUAAGUACCUUACUGUGAUUGUUUUCAAUUAAAAUGGUCAAAAAGCUAGAUUCUAAGCAAAAAGCAAUUUCUCAAGCAAGAAUUUUGCUAGGACUGUCUGGGGGUGGUCUGAGUGGGGAGGGGAAAACUACCCGUUUUUGAGGGGAUUUGAUUGAUCUGGCCCAGGCGCCCGGAUAGGCGUAUUUUGCACAGGGUAAAAGUUGAUUGCAUUAGUUUUGGAACCCGGCUGCCUCCAGUCUGGCAUCAAUCACUAUCAACAGAUAUGAGAAUAAUCCAUAACAAGUCUAGUGACCAUCAACCCGCACCUUGAGUGUCACAAAUGGAACAAUGGAAAUUGUGUAUUACAGAAACUCCAAAUAUGCUAAACAUUGUGUUCACUCUAAAUUAAAUAUGAACUUUAGUCAUCUUAUAUAUUCCCAUUUAAGACAGACAGAUAGACAGGACAGAGAAACACACAGACACUUGUACACAUAUUUGAAUUUACUUUGCUUUUUAUCAGUGCAUCUUCACUCCAGUGCAUUUAAUUUACACCAUAUGACUAAUACUUUCCUCCUCCCUCUCGCUCUCUCUCUCUCUCCCCUCUCCCUCCUCUCCUCCACCCUAGGUGCCACGUGGUCUCCCACCACUUUCAUAGUGGACGAUGGCAUCCUGGCUGACGGGCUGAACCUUGGUUCAGUGGUGGUGGAUGAGGAGACUGGCUCUGUGCUGCUGAUCUACUCUCUGUGCUUCCACCAGUACCAGUGUGAUCCCGCCAGUAUAAUGCUGGUGGAGAGCAUGGACGACGGACUCAGCUGGACCCCACCAAGGAACCUCUCGGUCCAGCUGGGGGUCAAGAACUUCGUCCCUGGGCCCGGCUUCGGCAUUCAGGUGGGUCACCAUCAUCCAUGGCUUUCAUACUUCUCUUCAUCUCCCCUUAUCCCUCUCUCUCUCGCUCUUAGAGACAAUUUAUAUAAUUAAUUUAAUUAAUACAUAAACACUGAACAAAAAAUAUAAACACAACAUGUAAAGUGUUGGUCCCAUGUUUCAUGAGCUGAAAUAAAAGAUCCCAGAAAUGUUCCGUACGCACAAAAAGCUUAUUUCUCUCAAAUUAUGUGCACAAAUUUGUUUACAUCCCUGUUAGUGAUAAUUUCUCCUUUGCCAAGAUAAUCCAUCCUCCUGACAGGUGUGGCAUAUCAAGAAGCUGAUCAUUACACAGGUGCACUUUGUGCUGGGGACAAUAAAAUGUGGUCCUCUGUAGCUCAGCUGGUAGAGCACGGCGCUUGUAACGCCAAGGUAGUGGGUUCGAUCCCCGGGACCACCCAUACACAAAAAAAAAAAAAUAUGCACGCAUGACUGUAAGUCGCUUUGUAUAAAAGCGUCUGCUAAAUGGCAUAUUAUAUUAUUAUUAUAUAAAAGGCCACUCUAAAAUGUGCAGCUUUGUCACACAACACAAUGCCACAGAUGUCUCAAGUUUUGAGGGAGCGUGCAAUUGGCAUGCUGACUGCAGGAAUGUCCACCAGAGCUGUUGCCAGAUAAUUUAAUGUUAAUUUCUCUACCAUAAGCCGCCUCCAACAUCAUUUUAGAGAAUUUGGCAGUACGUCCAACCGGCCUUACAACCGCAGACCACGUGAAACCACGCCAGCCCAGGACCUCCACAUCCGGCUUCUUUACCGGUGGGAUCGUCUGAGACCAGCCACCCAGACAGCUGAUGAAACUGUAGGUUUGCACAACCAAAGAAUUUCUGCACAAACUGUCAGAAACCGUCUAAGGGAAGCUCAUCUGCGUGCUCGGUAUCCUCACCAGGGUCUUGACCUGACUGCAGUUUGGCGUCGUAACCGACUUCAGUGGGCAAAUGCUCAACUUCGAUGGCCACUGGCACACUGGAGAAGUGUGCUCUUCACAGAUUAAUCCCGGUUUUAACUGUACCGGGCAGAUGGCAGACAGCGUGUGUGGGUGAGCGGUUUGCUGAUAUCAACAUUGUGAACAGAGUGCCCCAUGGUGGGGUUAUGGUAUGGGCAGGCAUAAGCUAUGGACAAUGAACACAAUUGCAUUUUAUUGAUAGCAAUUUGAAUGCACAGAGAUACCGUGACGAGAUCCUGAGGCCCAUUGUCGUGCCAUUCAACCGCCGCCAUCACCUCAUGUUUCAGCAUGAUAAUGCAUGGCUCCAUGUCGCAAGGAUCUUCUGUACACGAGUACUGGAAGCUGAAAAUGUCCCAGUUCUUCCAUGGCCUGCAUAUUCACCAGACGAUGUCACUCAUUGAGCAUGUUUGGGAUGCUCUGCAUCGACGUAUACGCCAGCAUUUUCCAGUUCCUCCCAAUAUCCAGCAUGAGGCAAAUGGUGGUCACACCAGAUACUGACUGGUUAUCUGAUCCACGCCCCUACCUUUUUUUUAAAGGUAUGUGACCAACAGAUGCAUAUCUGUAUUCCCAGUCAUGUGAAAUCCAUAGAUUAGUGCCUAAUUAAUUUAUUUCAAUUGACUGAUUUCCUUAUAUGAACUGUAACUCAGUAAAAUCUUUGAAAUUGUUGCAUGUUGUGUUUAUAUUUUUAUUCAGUGUAAUUUCCCCCUCUUUAUUUGCCUUCUCUUCCUUCAUAUGACGAGAGCUCCUUAUAUUUCCUUCCUUGUGAUACCAUUGCUGACGUAGCCUACUUUUGUGUUGUCAAUUAUGAGGCCAAUAUCUAUCAUCCAUAACCCUAACCCUUAUAUUGUGUGUAAUAAACCUUAGUAAUAAAUGUUGGGGUCAUUGCACCAAGGUCGGUUGUUUUGAUUGAACUGUUGUGCUUUGAUAGAGUACACUAUUUUGACUGUCUCUCCAUGUCUCCACUCACAGAAGCACUACCCUCCUGCUAAGGGGCGUCUGGUGGUGUGUGGACACGGCACCCUGGAGGGUGACGGGGUCUUCUGCAUUCUGAGUGACGACCACGGACGAAACUGGAAGAAUGGCGCCGCGCUGAAGAGCAUCCCCUACAACCAGCCCAAACAAGCCCUGGACUUCAACCCAGAUGAGUGCCAGGUAAAGCUAACCAGGGAGGGAGUGGGCAGGAAGGACUGGAAAGGAUGUCACACAGUACAAUAGCCAUAUAGUUAUUAGGCUGAGGAGGCUGGUGGGAGGAGCUAUAGGAUGGGCUCAUUGUAAUGGCUGAAAUUGAAUAAAUGGAAUGGUAUCAAACUUAUGGAAACCACAUGUUUGACUAACUGUUCCAUUAACUCCAUUCCAGCCAUUACAAUGAGCCUGUCCUCCUAUAGGUCCUCCCACCAGCCUCCUCUGCUAUUAGGCAACCCACUAGUUUUACUAGUCUGGUACUAGUUUCAUAGUCAGAUGCUUUUGUUCUGGUUUUAUGCAGUAGUGCUGUAUACUGAUUACAAUGCAGUUCCUCAACUUUUUUUGUAUCAGGGACUGGAAAGCUAUAGUAGGUAGUCCUUGUAGGACAAUUUAAAUGGAUUAAUCUGAGUAACAACCGUCAGUAUCCCUUGAUAAAGCCCAUGAUCAGGCUCACCUCAGUUCCUCAAUCAAACUCCUCUCUGCCUCUUUCCCUCCUCUGUAGCCUGUAGAGAUGGAGGACGGCAGCAUCGUCAUCAACGUGCGCAACCAGAACAACUACCACUGCCACUGCCGCAUGGUGGUGCGCAGCCUGGACGGGGGCGAGACUCUACCCAUGGAGCAACUGUUGUUUGACUCCACCCUGAUAGACCCUGUGGUAGCGGCAGGGGCACUGCAGAAGGAGGGCGUGAUGUACUUCACCAACCCAGCUGACAGUACUCAUAGUAAGGACUAUGGGAAAGGGAUGGGGAUGGGGCCCUCUGGUGGACUAAGUGGGUGGGACAGGGGGAUAGUGGUGAGUCAUUUUUUAAAACAUCCACUCUCAAACUUCCUGUCCCUCUCGCUUUCUUUCCCUCCCUCUCUGUCUCUCUCCUUCCUUUCUUCCAGGGGUCAACCUAACCCUGCGCUGGUCUCUGACCAAUGGCACAUCGUGGGAGAAGAAGGCCGUCCAGAUCUGGGCGGGGCCAAGCGGCUACUCCUGCAUGACAUCACUUACGAACGGCGGCGCGGAGGACAGGAAGUUCAUCUUCGUCAUCUACGAGAAAGGCCACAAGGACUACUAUGAGACCAUCUCCUUUGCCAAGAUCCACCUCUACGGUGGACGGUAG
Molecule: messenger RNA, 7888 nt
Organism: Coregonus sp. 'balchen'
Lineage: Eukaryota; Metazoa; Chordata; Actinopteri; Salmoniformes; Salmonidae
Source: the annotation of a GenBank genome assembly